Molecule: messenger RNA, 1405 nt
Organism: Rhea pennata
Lineage: Eukaryota; Metazoa; Chordata; Aves; Rheiformes; Rheidae
Gene: RAB20
Product: RAB20, member RAS oncogene family
Exons: 2
Coding region: 151-855 (234 amino acids)
Biological process (GO): intracellular protein transport
Cellular component (GO): endomembrane system
Molecular function (GO): GTP binding; GTPase activity
Source: RefSeq, a predicted model, not a curated record
CCGCCGGGGCGGCCGCCGAGUUGCCGCUCCCCGCUUCCGGGGCUCCGCCGGGCGGGCGGAGCGGGGCCGCCCGGGGAGGGAGCGGGAGGAGCCGCGCCGAGCUGAGCCGAGCCGCGCCGAGCCGUGGCGGGCCGGGCCGGCGCCGGCGAGAUGAAGAAGCCGGACGGAAAGGUGGUGCUUCUGGGGGACAUGAACGUGGGCAAGACCUCCCUGCUGCACCGCUACAUGGAGAGGCGCUUCCAGGACACGGUCAGCACCGUCGGCGGCGCCUUCUACCUCAAGCAGUGGGGGCCCUACAACAUCUCCAUCUGGGACACGGCAGGACGGGAGCAGUUCCAUGGCCUUGGCUCUAUGUACUGCCGAGGAGCAGCUGCCGUGAUCCUCACGUACGAUGUAAACAGCCUCCAGAGCCUGAUGGAGCUGGAAGACAGAUUCUUGGCGCUGACAGAUACUGCAAGUGCUGACUGCAUUUUUGCUAUUGUUGGAAAUAAAGUUGACCUCACUGAUGACUGUGCUUUAUCACCCGAAGCAGAGGAUGAAAAUAGACCUGAAAAGUCCCCUGCCAGCUGUGGCUCAAACAAGGUGCGAAAACAAGUCCAUGCAGAGGAUGCGAUUGCACUCUAUAAAAAGAUACUGAAAUAUAAAAUGCUGGAUGAGAAGGAUGUUCCAGCAGCUGAGAAGAUGUGCUUUGAGACCAGUGCAAAAACGGGGUAUAAGGUGGACUACCUCUUUGAAACAGUCUUUGAGAUGGUAGUACCAAUAAUUGUAAAGCAGAAGGCUGAGGGACCACCACAAACUGUAGACAUUACUGAUUACAAACCAGCAAAAAGGACAAAAUCUGGCUGCUGUGCCUGAAUGACUUCUGUGAUGUAGGAAAAGGAAGGGACUGUUCACUGUAGCAAUCUGAACAGUAAGAAGUGCUUAGAGUUCACCAGAGAAGUCAAAGAAUAAAUGGACUAAAAUGGUGUGUGAAUAAAAAUAUAUCUUCUGAACAUUAAAAGUUUCUGGGAAACUCUGUUAAUGAGAAUGAGCGAAAUUAUGGAGCAAAACUUCCUGGUUUCAAAGGGCUCUAAAGACGUAGCAGUACAUGUUAGUACAAUUGGUAGUGACAAUCGUUUGAGCAGUCUUGAAGGAGUCUUAUUUUUAAUGACUCGCCAUUUAAUGUUGCAUGUAAAGUAUCUGUUUAUGUACUGUAUACUGCUUUCACAUGACUGUCAUCUUUCUCCUUGUGAUCUGAACUUUGGAAAAUUGAAUACAUGGUACUUUUUUUUUAUUCUCAAAAAAGAAAAAAGAAAUCCAGAUAUAAUUUAUAUUUGUAGCUAAUAAAGAAAUUACAGUCUUUUAAUGUCAGCUAUGACAGUGUAAGAUUCAGAAGCUGUACUAUUAAAGUCACUGUCGAUAUGGA